CAAGGAACCAACUUUCUACAUCCUACGCAUCCUUAGCUAAGAUAAAAGCACAUUCCAUUACGUAAUUACAACGCUUUAAUCAUAUUCAUAUAAUAAAAAUAUCAUUUUUUUAUGAUCCUAAUUCAAUUUCCUUCAAACUCACACUUCUGCACCAGAAAAUACUUCGUCAACAAAUAAUUUUAUUUACACUUUCACAAAACUCGUUAAAAUUUCAAACUAAGCCAAACAGAUGUCAAUUAUACUACCAAGAUCACUAUCAUGUUCUAUACUAUUAGUACUAAUUUUUAUAGCUCCAAUUAAUGGAUUUGAUGAAACAGGAUCAUCCGACUCAAGCAUAAAGUGUGGUGGUUGUUCUCCAUGUGGUAAUCCAUCAUGUUACUUAAGUCCUCCACCCCCACCUUCUCCACUACCACCACCACCGCCGCCAAAGAAAAAACCGAUCUCCUCAUACUGCCCGCCACCGCCAUCCUCGACAGGAACAGGAUCAGGGUCCGGAUUUGUGUACAUGACAGCACCCCCGGGCGAGCUUUACCCAGUUGUUCAGAACUAUUCGGGUUCGCCUCCAAAUCUGGCAGCUGUUAUAAAUUCAUUCCUUGGGUUUGUAUGUCUGGGGUUAUUGAUUAUUUUUAUGGUUGUAAAUCAGUAAAUUUCAAUAGAAUUGUAUUUAAAGUCAAACGGCUUGUUAAGUGUGGUCAUAUAAUAGGUCGUCGUAGUCUCUGUUUCAUGUGUAAUCUAUACGUGUAAUAAUAGAAUUUCUGUAUGAAAACCAUCACUUUUGUUUGUGAUAUCUUUCUGAUGAUAAGAAAUUUGUUCUUUUCAAUUGCUA
Molecule: messenger RNA, 826 nt
Organism: Spinacia oleracea (spinach)
Lineage: Eukaryota; Viridiplantae; Streptophyta; Magnoliopsida; Caryophyllales; Amaranthaceae
Product: sulfated surface glycoprotein 185
Exons: 1
Coding region: 230-646 (138 amino acids)
Source: RefSeq, a predicted model, not a curated record